AUGUCUCUACUUUCCUCGCGCGACCGCCAGAACUAUGCACGCCCCCUACCAAACGCGCUCCGCCUGCGUACGCCCAAUGCCUCGAUGAGCGAUGAGGCCAUGUCCAACGGUUCCCACAAUAACAAUCUGGCGGAGGGGCUGGAGACUGCGGCCGAGGAUGACCCCCGUGUCGCGCGCUGGCGGGAGAACUAUCUGCGCACCGAGGCGCGCAUCACCGCUCUACUGGGGGGCGAUCAUCUACAUGAUGGAGAUGAUGGAGAGGCCGCGCAAACAGCUGACCAGCCUGCGAUGGAUGUGGCCGCAGCACAUGAUGCGCGCCCGACCGCGACACCCAAGAAAGCCGCCCGGACAAUUGACGAAGAUGACUACGGUGACGAUGAUGACGCCGACGAAGAAGAUGACACCCGCACCUCGCCGCUCCUUGCAAAGAGCGCCCCGAACGGCAUCGGUCGCCCUCCUAUCGACGCGCCAAGCCUUCGGAUAUCCUCGCUGUCGAGCAAACUGGGCAUCGAGUGCAUCGGCACUCCGAGCGCCGAGCAACCCAAAUCAGCCGAUGAUGUGCGCAAGAAGCUGCAGCAAGACAAGGAGGCCGAUGAGGAAGCGGCCAAGCGCAGCUUUCACACCAUGUUUUACACACUCGAGAGCGACAGGGAUGCCAUGCUGGAACAACAGAAACUCGAUGAGCUUGACCGGCAAGUUGAGACGGAGAUGUCAGGCCAGUCUGCAGCCACGCCCGCACCAGGCGCAAGCACCGUUCCACAACAGGGAACACUGAGCACAACCAACUUGGGAGCAUCCAGUCUCACCUUGAAGCAUCUCAUUGCGCGUAUAGACGCAGAAAGAGACAAAGUCAAAGCGAGCGACACCCAGUUACGGAGCUUGAUUAGCGAAGUUCGCAAGAAUCGCAGCAAGUGGGCCAAUGAAGACCGUGUUGGACAGGAAGAGCUGUAUGAGAGUAUGGAAAAGGUCAUUAUGGAGCUCAAAGCGGGCGAACACGCCAACCCUUUCCUGCAGCGCGUGAACAAGAGAGAAGCGCCCGACUACUACAAUGUGAUCAAACAACCGAUGGACAUCGGGACCAUGAUGAAGAAGCUCAAGCAGCUGGCUUAUAAGUCAAAGAAGGAGUUUGUAGACGACCUCAUGCUUAUCUGGGCGAACUGCUUGAAGUACAACUCCGCUUCGGACCAUCCUCUCCGCAAGAAAGCUCUCUACAUGCGGAAAGAGACUGAAAAGCUUGUGCCACUGAUUCCCGACAUAACAGUCCGCGAUCGCGCAGAGGUCGAGGCUGAGGAGCGCAGGAUGCGCAACGGAGACGCCGACGCAGAUGGUGCUGAUGAUAGCGAGGACGAGGAGCCGAUUAUGGCAUCUCGUGGACGCAAAGCACCGAGCAAGGGCGGGAAAGGUGGCAAUGCAGCAAGAAAAGCACCUCCAGCUGGUCUGGAGGGCACACCGGACCAGGAAAGUAAACCAGCAGUACCUACCUUGAACCACACCGUGUCCAAUUUGAAGAACGAGUUCCUGCGCGCAGACUCAGAGAUGGAGGGAAGUGUGAAUGGUUUCUCGACCCCACCACCUGGAACCUUGACCCCCAUCGGACCCAACGGUUUGCUCCGCAGCGGUGCUCACGGCAGCCAGGCAGAUGUCUCUGAGCCCGAUGGGACGGGUGCUUCGGUCAGCGGCUUCACGGAAGAGGAUGCUGACCUGGAUGAUCUUGAGUACAAAACUUGGAAGCAGGUCACCAAGAAGGACAGAGCCACUAUUGCAGCCGAACGGCACCGACUGUUUCGGGAUGAUCAGCUGCAGCCAGAUGAGCCUGCAAUAUUGCGUAGCAAAGCGGGCAUGAGAAGAUGGGCACGCCAUCGUAAACAGGCUAUCGAGGAGGGUACCUCAGGUGCAUCGGCUUCAUUAGCGGACGUCAAAGAUGGCCUGCAAACUACCACUAGCCAAAGUCUGGCCGAGGGCAUCGCAGGAGAGGAGGAACGUCAGGUUCCAGAUUACUACGAUCCUGUUUGUACAAUCCCAGACCUGGACAGACGCCUGCAAUGGAUCGAAGACUCUCAGGGACACGUCAUCCAACAACAUGAAGAAUACAUGCGCCUUGUUCCCAGCGGACAGUUCACUGCACCGGACAGCGCUUUGGUUAAGAAGAUGGAAUCCAAUUUGCGACAGAUGCAGGAGACGAGAAAGAUUUGUGCCAAAAUCGGGAUCGUCAAACAAAUGCAGCUACAAUCUCAGAUGUACCAGAACCAGUUCCAGAAGUACGAUCCUCAGCCUUUCAUCGAGGCUGAUAUCGAACCUGUGGUUGUGUCGGAGGAUGGGCCAGUCAUGGCACCAUACGUUUGUCGCGCAGCCUUGCAACGAAGUGUUGGCAAAAUCUUCUACCAUGCUGGGUUUGAAGAAUUUCAGCCGUCGGCUUUGGAUGCGAUCACUGACAUAGCCGGGGACUUCUUCCAGAAGCUUGUUGCAAGCCUUGGACUCUAUCGAGAAAUGCCAAAGAUGAAGUCCGAUGUAACAGUACCUGAUGCGACCGGUACACCCACAACAUGGGUCCCCCGGUUUACUCAAGAGGAAGCAAUUCUGCACUCCUUGCAAGUGAACGGUGUUGAUUUGGAGAGCUUGGAGACAUAUGUUAAGGAGGAUGUUGAACGACUUGGGUCCAAGCUUUCUGGCAUGCAUGAUCGAAUGCGCUCUUACUACGCUGAGCUUCUCCGGCCCGCUCUCGACAACGCUGGAGCUGAUGGGUCUGGUGCUUUCAACGAUGGUAGCGAACAAUUCGUUGGUGGAGACUUCGCAGAAGACAUUGGUGAAGACUUCUUCGGCUUCAAGGAGCUUGGCUUGGACAAAGAAUUUGGAGUGGCGUUCAGCGUCCCAUUACACUUGUUGCAGAAUAGGAUGCACAAGGCAUACCAGUCCCAGAACACCAACAAUGUUGCCACCACUGGUACUCUCAUGGAAGAGCCCGCCAAGUUCGAACCUGUCAGCGUACAAAACGUCACCAACGAGAUUGGCCUCAUGCGUUCCUGGUUUCUCAAUAAGUUACGCCAGAACGACAAUCAGUCACUUGUCGAGGACGAGGACUUGCCACCUAAGCAGCGCUUCCCCAAGCCUCGCCUUCCCCCAACCGGAAAGAUCUCUAGUCCUCGUAAGCGUCCAUUGAGAGAACAACAACAGAUGGCACGGAAAAAGCGAAAGUUGGAUGAAGAAAAAGACGAAACUGGCGGUAACGAUCACGGUUCUUCCGCAAACGGCAGCUUCAUGAAAGGACUCGGGAAGCCUGUGGGCAAACUCAAGCUUGAGAUGCCCCAAAAAGAGAACCAGAACGUCGCCGAGCCCGAGAAAGAUGAUGGCAGUGCUGUGGGGAUGAUAAGCCCCGAAAGCAUCCUCGCGGCUUAA
Molecule: messenger RNA, 3393 nt
Organism: Paraphaeosphaeria sporulosa
Lineage: Eukaryota; Fungi; Ascomycota; Dothideomycetes; Pleosporales; Didymosphaeriaceae
Product: transcriptional activator spt7
Exons: 3
Coding region: 1-3393 (1130 amino acids)
Biological process (GO): regulation of transcription by RNA polymerase II
Cellular component (GO): SLIK (SAGA-like) complex; SAGA complex
Molecular function (GO): protein heterodimerization activity; structural molecule activity
Source: RefSeq, a predicted model, not a curated record